CUGUGGAGCGCGAAAGGAAGCACGUCCGAUGCGUGAGCUCUAGAGCUCAUCACUGGAGCCUACGCUCCUUUACCUCUUUAUUUCCUUCGCUGUUUGCUCCGUGAGCGCCAAUGCCAUCGCAAGAGAUGCGGAUGCUUCAGAGUUUUGCGGAGCGUCUGUAAAUUGUCAUUAAUUUUGUCCUUUGUAUGCUGCAGGUUCUUCGGCACUUCCAGCUUUGUGGAAAUCGCACCCAAUUUUUGAUUGCCUUCAAUUCCUACGUGUGACGGAACCAACUGCGACUUAGCACUCAAGCCGGUGCUCCUGAGGUCUUUAAUCAAAGCGAGACAUCGCUUAGUCAACUUUUCACGAGGUUCUCACAACGCUUGAGACACUUCAAUAUAGUACACUUCUCAUACCCUGCGCAACUGCGUCUGAGAAGAACAAUGGCCGCCAGCAACGCGGGCUGCUCGACGCAAACCAGGGAUAAUGCAUUGAAGCUUCGCCGCGUCGAAGGCAUCUUGAUCACUGACCGGUUCAACGAGUCUCGGCUGCGAUCAGCGAUGCAGUACGAGCCGAGGGCCGGCGACGUGUUCAUCAUGGGCUUCCCGAAGACGGGCACAACUUGGUUGCACUUCAUGGUGCGGCGCUUGCUCAACAAAGAUGACGAGACGCCGCUGGAGAGCGCUGCCGCGUGCGCGCCCGGUGUUUCGUUCCUCGAAAUCGCCGGUGCCGGGAACGUCGAGUCACUGCGUAGACCUGGCGCUGUCAUCAAGACGCACUUGCUCUUCGAGAACGUGCGCUUCUCGGAAAAGGCCAGAUAUAUCUACGUGCUGCGUAACCCGUACGACACCUGCGUGUCGUUCUACCACCAUUUGCGAAAGGGGUCGUCGCGUUACAGCGACAUGAGCUUUGACGACUUCUUCGAGCAGUUCAUCGACGGCUAUGUUUACCCGGGUGACUACUUUGACCAUUUGACAUCUUGGCUGGGGCAAAGAUCAAAGGCCAACUUUCUCUUCAUCACGUACGAGGACAUAGUAAGAGAUCCCCGCUCCAGCGCCUUGAGAAUUGCAGCCUUUCUCGACAAAAGGCUAGAAAUGACUCUGAGCAAGGACGAGGCAGCGCUGGACGCAUUCUUGCAGACGACCUCCGCUGAUGUCAUGAAAGCGAUCUUCCGCGACGCCUACGCGGCCAGACAGCGAGACAUGGCCAGCGGCUCCAGCCAUUCCAAGUCAGCAAACCACAACCAAAUAACCAGCCCAUGUGAGCCGGAUGAAAGAGCCAGUGGCAGAAACAUCGUCAGGAAAGCUGUUGUCGGAGACUGGAAGAAUUACUUCUCGGCGUCUCAGACUGAACGCAUGAAGGCCAAAAUGGCAUCAACGAGUGUCGCACUCAAACAAUUACUUGAUGUUCUGUGGAAGAACGCUGGCAUGCCAUAGACAGCAGAUGUUGCGCACACGCUAUGUGCGUGCAGAGUGAUGGCAGCACUUGCAUUGAUUCGCAAGCAUCAAGCUUCAGAAUAAAUUUACACAAAGUCGAGUUUUAUUGUCAAGUUCUUGUAUUAAGCCCAUAUUGUGCUGCUAUGAC
Messenger RNA from Dermacentor silvarum, 1563 nucleotides. Its product is annotated as sulfotransferase 1C2-like. Bases 423 to 1415 code for a protein of 330 amino acids. The record is from RefSeq and is a predicted model, not a curated record. Lineage: Eukaryota; Metazoa; Arthropoda; Arachnida; Ixodida; Ixodidae. The transcript has 5 exons. Gene Ontology annotation, molecular function: sulfotransferase activity. Gene Ontology annotation, cellular component: cytoplasm. Gene Ontology annotation, biological process: sulfation.